Nelumbo nucifera (sacred lotus) is the source of this 809-nucleotide messenger RNA. NCBI's taxonomy places the organism in Eukaryota, Viridiplantae, Streptophyta, Magnoliopsida, Proteales, Nelumbonaceae. The record is from RefSeq and is a predicted model, not a curated record.
CAAGAAGGGAUCGCGUGGCCGUGAGCCGGUGGUGCCUUUUCGGUUUCUUCUUCUUCCUCUUCUUCUGUGUUUGUUGAAAUAGGUGAGGACUGAGGCGGCGAACAUGCUAGCGGUGUCUGUUACCUCUCUCCCGCCACACCCAUCAGUUACCAGACCCGUAUCUAUUGCUCUUGAUUAUCAUAGCUCCCGGAGCAUCCCUCCCUUCUUCACCAAAAUCCCAACUCAAAGCCCCAGAAAAUUGACAAGAUUCAUCGUAUUUGCAGAAGACGAUAGAGGACUCAACAAGGAGCCUAACGAGAAAGGGAAGAAUGAGAAUGGGUUCAGCGUCGAGGAGGAUUUAAAACGGGAUGCACAGCCAAUAAUCAAUCUCAGAUGGAAGGAUCUGCUCGACCCAGAUCCGCAGAACAUCUUGGCCAUCGGAUUAACAGGCGUGCUCACAUGGGCAAGCGCUCAAGUUCUCUGGCAGCUCUUAUUAAUCUCCCUUUCUAUAUUGGUUGCAGCUCUUAAGUACUCCUUCAUUGCUGCUCUGCUCAUCUUCAUCCUCAUUACCCUUCUUUGAUAGGUCCCUUCUUUCUCUAUCUGUUUGCUACUAUUAUUAUAUUCUUAUUUUCCAGUCGUAAAUGCCCUACAUUUGAGGAAUCUGGUUCCAUGUACUGAAUGUUCGAUAUAAUUUGUUAGCUUUGUAUAAUUUUUUUCUUCAAUUAUCUGUAUAUAAGUUGGAAGCAGUACAUCUUCCAGUUUGUUGCUCUCAUGUAAUUUCAGAACCAUUUGUAGGUUUCGGAUAAAAUAUCAAUAAAAUUGUAUUUUUG